UCAUGCAUGACACAAUAUAUGAUUUGCUAGAUAGUGAAAGCCAUGAAGCCACCCAAAUACAUGGCUCUUAAUUGCUGUGUGGUUCAGGUUCCUGUAGUUCAUGAGGUUCUGACCUAGCUUCUGGCCACCUGCUUCUUCUGUAAACUUUUCUGAGUGCUUCCAUUGUGUGAUUUGUGCUGAGGUCCAUUUCCCUCCACUGUCCUACAAGAUUAUUUACCAUUCUUUUUCCUUUCUUUGCAACCACUUUGGGGCUGGUGUUAUGUCUCAUUUUGGUCUGGAAUGUGUUCUAUUUUUCCUUCCAUCUACAGCUCUUUUCAGAGGUGUUGACACUCAUCGACCCUCCUCUCUUUCUAACCACAGAAGUCCUUAGUUAUAGUUGUGAUAGACUGAAAUUCCUUACAGUUCAAUUGAAGUUAUGUGAGGAGAAGAUAAGAAGCUAGUACUUCCUGGGUCAGCAUGUGGAGCUCCAUGACCUACUGCUUUCCACUUUCCUCUGAUGCUGUCAGAAACAGCUGAAAAUUUUACUCUGUCUUUGCCAGUUUUCUCACGGCCUUUCCUCCCAGGACUAUGGAGCAUUUUUGCUAUAAUUGAUUAUUCACAGUGUGCCUAGGACAUGCUGAACCAACUUUGAAGUUCUUUGCUUUCUCAAGCUAUUUAAUUUUUUUCCUCUGCUCUGCUGGAUUUCUGACUACUGAGGAAAAAAAAUAAAAAUAAAAGAAAUCUCUACUGGGGGAAGAUGUUCAGGCUUCUCCGUUAUAGUGCUGUAGCUGUGGCUGUAUUAUUACAACUUAGUUGUUACUUCUGUGUGUUGCAGAACCCAUGCUUAGGAUACAAGCUUCAACAGAAGGAACAAACACUUCCUCCUCCACUUCCACAUCUACAACUGGGACAAGUCAUCUCACAAAAUGUGACAUAAAGCAGAAAGCCUUCUGUGUAAAUGGGGGAGAGUGUUAUAUGGUUAAAGACCUCCCAAACCCCCCAAGAUACCUGUGCAGGUGCCAACCUGGAUUCACUGGAGCAAGAUGUACUGAAACUCUGCCCAUGAAAAUCCAAAACCAAGAAAAAGCUGAGGAACUGUACCAGAAACGGGUGCUGACCAUAACUGGCAUUUGCAUUGCUCUUCUAGUAGUUGGCAUCAUGUGUGUGGUGGCCUACUGCAAAACCAAGAAGCAGAGGAAAAAGUUGCAUGACCGCCUUCGGCAGAGCCUGCGCUCGGAGAGGAACAACGUGAUGAACAUGGCCAACGGGCCACACCACCCCAACCCCGCACCCGACAACGUCCAGCUCGUGAAUCAGUACGUUUCGAAAAAUGUAAUCUCCAGUGAGCAUGUCAUCGAGCGAGAAACAGAGACCUCAUUUUCCACAAGCCACUACACCUCAACAACACAUCACUCCGUGACAGUCACCCAGACACCUAGCCACAGCUGGAGUAAUGUCCACACUGAAAGCAUCCUCUCUGAAAGCCACUCGGUGCUCGUCAGCUCCUCCAUGGAUAACAGCAGGCACACCAGCCCAGCAGGGCCCCGGGGCCGCCUCAAUGGCAUCGGCGGGCCACGGGAAGGCAACAGCUUCCUCCGGCACGCGAGAGAGACUCCCGACUCCUACCGAGACUCUCCUCACAGUGAAAGGUAUGUCUCAGCUAUGACCACACCAGCUCGCAUGUCACCUGUUGAUUUUCACACUCCAACUUCUCCCAAGUCCCGCCCCUCCACAAUGUCACCACCGGCUUCCAGCUUGACCGUCUCCAUCCCUUCAGUGGCAGUGAGUCCCUUCAUAGAAGAGGAGCGACCACUGCUCCUGGUGACUCCUCUGCAGCUGCAUGAGAAGUAUGACCACCACCUUCAGCAAUUCAACUCCUUUCACCACAAAGCCACCCAUGAGAGCAACAGCCUGCCACCAAGUCCUCUGCGGAUCGUGGAGGAUGAGGAGUACGAGACCACACAGGAGUACGAACCAGCACAGGAGCCUCCAAAGAAACUCACCAACAGCCGGAGGGUCAAAAGAACAAAGCCCAAUGGCCACAUUUCCAGCAGGGUGGAAGUGGACUCUGACACAAGCUCUGAGAGCAGCAGCUCCGAGACCGAAACCGAAGAUGAAAGAAUAGGCGAGGAUACACCAUUCCUGAGCAUCCCGAACCCCGGGGCAGCCAGUCUGGAGCCAGCCACCGCCUUCCGGCUGGCUGAAACCAGGACUAACCCGGCAAAUCGCUUCUCCACUCCAGAAGAGUUACAAGCAAGGUUGUCCAGUGUGAUAGCUAACCAAGACCCUAUUGCUGUAUAAAACAUAAAACACAUAGAUUCACAUGUAAAACUUUAUUUUAUAUAAUGAAGUAUUCCACCUUUAAAUUAAACAAUUUAUUUUAUUUUAGCAAUUCCGCUGAUAGAAAACAGGAGGGGAAAAAACUUUUAUAAAUUAAAUAUACGUAUGUACAAAUGUGUUAUGUGCCAUAUGUAGCAAUUUUUUACAGUAUUUCAAAAAUGGGGAAAGAUAUCAAUGGUGCCUUUAUGUUAUGUUAAGUUGAGAGCAAGUUUUGUACAGUUACAAUGAUGACUGUCCCAUAGUAUUUUGCAAAACCUUUUAGCCCUCAGUUGUCCUAGCUUUUUUGUGCACUGCAUUAUAAUGACUGGAUGUAUGAUUUGCAAGAAUUGCCGAAGUCCCUCUGGUUGCUUGCUGUAGAGUCUCCAAAUCAGAAAGCCCUGUAAUGGCACUCCCACCCUAUUCCACCAGAAAAACACACAUAUACACACACAGAGUCAGAAAGAAAAAAAAAAAUUAAAAAAAUAUAUAAAAAAGUAAAAAAAAAAAACAAAAAAACAAAAAAAGUUUCUUCUUUGAGAACUUUUAUUUGCUUUCCGUAUAUGAGAUGAAUUUUGUCUGCUCUCUGCCAGCCAAAAGGUUUGCUUCUUUGAGCACUGGGAUAAUAGUAGAUCCAACAGCAUGCUACUAUUAAUUACAGCAGGAUAACAAAAAACAUACAAACAAAAAAAAAAGCCAACCUGCAUUAAA
This is a messenger RNA of Sturnus vulgaris (Common starling), 3006 nucleotides long. The record is from RefSeq and is a predicted model, not a curated record. Lineage: Eukaryota; Metazoa; Chordata; Aves; Passeriformes; Sturnidae.